Messenger RNA from Fomitopsis serialis, 1770 nucleotides. RefSeq names its product FAD-binding domain-containing protein. Lineage: Eukaryota; Fungi; Basidiomycota; Agaricomycetes; Polyporales; Fomitopsidaceae. The transcript is spliced from 10 exons. The coding region runs from base 134 to 1600 and encodes 488 amino acids. Gene Ontology annotation, molecular function: oxidoreductase activity; FAD binding. The record is from RefSeq and is a predicted model, not a curated record.
CCCUACGUCCUCGCGCAGCGCAGGUCGGUGAAAAGUGUACAAAUCGGCUCACUCAAGUACUCAACCUCCCCGAGUCGAGAAUAGUUUCAGCUGAGGCAGAGCGUCUGCGCAGAGUCCCUGCGAACCCAGUACGAUGCGACACAUUCUCCAGUCCAUCCUGUUCUUCACGUCGACCUUUAGCUACACUGGUGUUCUAGGAAGCGACACCGGGUACAGCCAUCUGGCGGUUUGCAAUGCGGUCGCUCAGGUGGUCUCAUCCAAGUCUAGUAUCUUUUAUCCAGGUUCCGACCAAUACAACUCUGAUAAUCACCACUGGGCGCUGUCAAGUACCACGAACUCUACCUGUACUGUCGAGCCAGGCACGGCAGAAGACAUUGGGAAGAUACUGACAAUCCUCGGUAUAACUCAGGCCCCAUUUGGAGUCAAAGGCGCUGGUCACACCGGUAAUCCUGGGUUUUCAUCGACCGUCGGUGUUCAAAUUGCAAUGUCCCGUUUUAAUGAAGUUUCAUAUGACGCGGACACGGGCAUCGCCAAGAUUGGCGCGGGAAACGUCUGGGACAACGUAUAUGCCGGUCUCCAGCCCUUCAAUGUCGGCGUCGUGGGGGGACGCGUUAGCGGAAUCGGCGUAGCAGGCUUCACUCUAGGUGGAGGAUAUUCGUACAAGACAAAUGAGUAUGGCCUGACCAUCGAUACCGUCGAUGGCUUUGAGGUGGUGCUCCCGAGUGGAGCAGUUGUCCUUGCUGAUGCUACGCACCACCCAGACCUGUUCUAUGGAUUGAAGGGCGGCUACAACAAUUUCGGUAUCGUGACGGCUUUCUACUUGAAGACGCACCCGGAAACAUCCGUUUGGGGCGGUUCUAUCACUACCACUGGCGUCGAUGGGGAUGUGAUGGCCGCUGUUCUCAAGUUCUAUUCGACAGUGACGGACUCGAAGGCGGCGCUUCUGCCCACCUUCAACUAUGACUCUUCCAUUGAGAUGAGCAUCACGCAGCUUGGACUGUUCUACAAUGCGCCAGAACCACCUCAAGGGCUGUUCGAUGACUUCAUGGCUAUUCCCGCUCUGGUACAGAACGUCUCGACACGCUCGCUGCUCUCCCUCAUCCAGGCAUCCCCGGAACCUUCGGGUCUAAGAGGUUCCUUCCACACGACAUCCCUACAUACCUUAUCGUCCGCCUUCCUCAAUGCUGUGGUGAACGAGACCGAGUUCUGGAGUGCCAAGCUCACGCCCUCCGUCCCCGGGCUCUUCCUCAGUUACGACGCCGAGCCUUUCCUAUCCAGCUACCUCUCGCACGGGUCGCCCUCCGCCUGGCCGCCGAGUCGCUCCACCGCGCUCCUACCGAUCAUCCUCUAUUACGCGUGGGCAUUGCCAGAGAACGACACCGCCAUCCACGAGGCGAUGGUCCAGAGCGUGGAGUACCUGACGCGAGUCGCGAUCGCGGAGGGCCAGGACGUCGCGGCGGCGCCGUUGUACCCGAACAAUGUGAUCGACGGUGUCCCGAUGGAGAGGAUGUAUGGGGAGAAUCUGGAGAGGUUGAGGGCGAUCAAGGCGGUGUAUGACCCGGCGGACGUUAUGAGUCUUGCAGGAGGGUGGAAGUUUUGAAGGACAUAUGUAGUAGUCCGCUAUUGCGAGCACCACUGUAAUCGCACUGCCGUACAGUGCAGCAAUGAUGCUCCCCUUGUUACGUUUUAAUUCCUCCUAGUCGUAUCCAUAUCUUGUGUGUCCCGCAUGCGUGGGGUUCAAGCCGGCGCAUCCCAUGGGGUGUACUGUGC